AGCACAAAGCCUCUACAAGUGUGUGUGUUUAGUGUUUACUCUCUAUUACCUUUCUCUUAAUCUCUUAUCUAAAAGGGUUUGUGUGUAUCCCAUCCAUACUUAAAACAAAGAGAUAAGAGAAACUUUUGAUAUGGGGUACUUAAAGAUGUCGGAAUCAGCCAAACCCUACUUUGCUAUGGUAUGUCUUCAAUUCGGAUACGCCGGGAUGAACCUCGUGGCUAAGGUUGUGCUCGACCGCGGCAUGAGCCAUUACGUCCUUGUGGCUUAUCGUAACGCCUUUGCCACGGCUGCUAUUGCACCUUUUGCUCUUCUCUCUGAGCGGAAAGUGAGGCCGAAGAUGACAUUUCCAAUAUUCAUGCAGAUUUUUGUUCUAGCUCUUCUUGGGCCUCUGAUCGAUCAAAACUUAUAUUACGCCGGACUCAAACUUACUUCACCAACUUUUGCCGGCGCCGUCACCAAUAUCGUUCCUGCUUUGACCUUUAUCAUUUCCAUAAUUUGCAGGAUGGAGAAGGUGGAGAUGAGAAAAGUAAGAUUCCAAGCAAAAGUGGUGGGGACGUUAGUGAUAGUGGUUGGAGCCAUGUUGAUGAUUUUAUUCAGAACUCCUCUCUUCAACUUUCUCCGAUCUCAUCUCUCCGGCGAUGCUUCGUUACCGGCCGGUGAGGACUACCUCAAAGCCACCGUAUUCCUCCUCAUCGCCUCCUUUUCUUGGGCUUCCUUUUUUGUUCUUCAGGCGGCUACGUUGAAGAGAUACUCAUCUCACCUUUCAUUAUCGACGAUGGUGUGCUUCAUGGGAACGUUACAGUCGACAGCCUUAACGUUUGUGAUGGAGCCAAACCUUUCUGCAUGGAACAUUGGCUUUGACAUGAACCUUCUCGCCUCUGUUUACGGGGGCAUAAUAACGUCUGGCAUAGCAUACUACGUUCAAGGAAUAAUGACGAAACAAAAGAGCGUUGUCUUUGUCACUGCUUUUAACCCCCUUGUUGUCAUAAUUGGAUCCAUCAUUGGUUUCCUCAUCCUCGGCCAGAAUUUAUACCUUGGCGGGGUUCUUGGAAUGACGAUUUUAUUGGUGGGAGUUUGCGCGGUCCUAUGGGGAAAGGAAGGGGAUGACGAAGAAGGGAACAUUGAUGAUAAGUUUGUAGAAGUUGUCAAGUGUUGUUGUAACGGUUGUGAAAUCAAGGUUCUCUCUAUGAUGAUGCCAAGAAUCGAUGAGGAAGUAGACGUUGAAAUGCAGUCUCCUGAGAAAGCUAAUGUGGCUGUGGGCUUCUCGUAGCCUCGUGUGUAGAAAACAAAAUUGUUCACGAGCUUAAUUAGAUCUUUUCAAGUUUUUUUUUUCUUAUAUUUUUUAGAUAUAGAGGAGCAACUUUUUCUUUGUUCUAUAUCAUUGCUCCAGUUUUAUUUUUUGUAGGUUUUGUUUUAUAAUCUUCAUUAGAAUUAAGGGUAAUUAAUAACAUAAUAAUU
Capsella rubella is the source of this 1458-nucleotide messenger RNA. RefSeq names its product WAT1-related protein At3g56620. Gene Ontology annotation, molecular function: transmembrane transporter activity. The transcript has 7 exons. Lineage: Eukaryota; Viridiplantae; Streptophyta; Magnoliopsida; Brassicales; Brassicaceae. Gene Ontology annotation, cellular component: plasma membrane. Bases 131 to 1270 code for a protein of 379 amino acids. The record is from RefSeq and is a predicted model, not a curated record.